CAGUGAAAGCAGAAUUACGAGAGCCGAGUUCAAACGAGCUGACGGUUUACCGAGAGAACCUGCUGCCUUCCUGCUCUGGACUGCUUUUAACGGAGAGCUGGGUUAGAAAUUGAACGAAAGACGGAAUGCUUGCUCGGGUGUUUGCAAACGGACUCGGUAACCGAGUUUCGAAGGAAACCAUGCGGACUGUCGGGCUGGGUGUUACGGGGCGGCAGGACAGGCACGCUUCUACAGAGGUGGCACUGAAAAAGACCCCACUAUAUGACUUCCACAGAGCUCAUGGUGGUAAGAUGGUGGAGUUUGCAGGGUGGAGUAUGCCUGUGCAGUACAAAGACAGUCACAUUAACUCCCAUAUGCACACACGCCAGCACUGCUCCAUCUUCGAUGUCAGUCACAUGCUGCAGACUAAAGUACAUGGCAAAAACAGAGUGAAGUUCAUGGAGUCUCUGACUGUUGGAGACAUUGCUGAACUAAAAGACAACCAGGGCACUCUUUCCCUCUUCACAAACACUAAAGGGGGAAUCAUGGAUGAUCUGAUUGUGACUAAAACAAAUCAAGGAUACCUGUAUGUUGUUUCCAAUGCUGGCUGUGCAGACAAAGAUUUUGCUCAUAUGCAAGACAGACUGCAGGAGCUUAAGUCAGCAGGUCAUGAUGUAGAUUUGGAGUUAAUGGAAGAAAGUUUGAUAGCCCUGCAGGGUCCAUCAAUGGCACGGGUUUUGCAGAAGGGUGUGUGUGAUGACCUCAGUAAGUUGACCUUUAUGACCAGUGUUUUGACACCAGUAUUUGGCAUACAGGGCUGCAGGGUCACACGCUGUGGAUAUACAGGGGAGGAUGGAGUUGAGAUCUCAGUACCGAGUGGAGAUGUUGUCUCACUGACUGAAAAGCUGUUAGCCGAUAGUGAGGUGAAACUUUCUGGCCUUGGUGCCAGGGACAGUCUCAGGCUGGAGGCGGGACUUUGUCUCUAUGGCAACGACAUUGAUGAGACCACCACACCUGUGGAAGCAAGUCUAGUGUGGACUAUAGGUAAGCGUCGUCGGCAGACACGAGACUUCCCAGGUGCUGACAUUAUUGUUCCACAAAUAAAGGCAAAGACUCAGAGGAAAAGAGUGGGACUGAUCUCCACUGGUCCACCUGUCAGACAACACACACCCAUACUGUCACCUGAGGGCAGGGUUAUAGGUGAGGUCACCAGUGGAUGCCCCUCCCCUUGCCUAAAACAGAACAUUGCGAUGGGCUAUGUGGAAGCUGGCUUCAGUAAAGUGGGCACACCAAUCCAGGUGGAAGUAAGGAAAAAAGCAGUGCCAGCUGUGAUCAGCAAAAUGCCAUUUGUGCUCACCAAGUACUACAUGGGCCAGUAGACACACUGAUCAUAGACUGAUAAAAACCAUCUGUGUUUGUGAGAAGGUCAGUUAUAGACCUAUUUGGCAGUAUUCAUAAGCGAACGUCCCAGCCACUGGAUUCCCAGACCAAAAUUAGAGAUUGUGACACUCUUCAACAUUAAACAUUCCAUAAUGCAGAAACAAAUGCACACUUUAAAAAGUUACAAUCUGUGUAAUAGAAAGUAAAUUAUAUUCCAUAAAUAUUUUACAUUCUGUAACACUUUUAUAACAGUAUGGCCAUUGCACUAGAGAUUCAGCUCAAAUGUAUUUUCAGGAUAUGGAAUUUGACCACUUGAUGUUUGUGUGUGUUGGUUUUUGCUCAUAAACAGAGCACCAGCACCUCUGUUUGCUGGAGUGUGGGAAGGUGACAUCUGUUUUCAAGGCUACCGAGUAAGUUUCUUGCAAUAACUGUAAAGGGCACACAGUACAUCACACACCUGAUUCAUAAUAUGCCAUAGUCCUAAUAUAGUAUCAGUGCUCUUUGAUGGGAACUGAAAAGAUGAUUAACCAAACUAAUCUGAGGAGAUAUUUGUUUUUUGUUUUGUUUAGAAAAGUGCCUAAUUUAUGAAGAGUAGUAUAAUUAAUUUUAAUGUCAUAAUCGUUAUCUCAUCACUGUCAAGUCUGUCUGAAAGAACAUUUCCAUUUAUGUUUAUUUUUGGUACAUAGAUAAUUUUCUUUUAUAUGCCUUUAUAAAUCUACCUGAUUGGUAGUUUUCCAAAAUAAGUAAAACGAUCAUUUUGUGUCAAGUCACAAAACAAUUUGGUACUAUUAGUAUUUAAUUGCCAAAAGUGUAUUGUCAUUAUUGUGUAAUAAAUUCAGAAUUAUGGUUAA
Messenger RNA from Myxocyprinus asiaticus (Chinese sucker), 2210 nucleotides. It is a transcript of the gene amt, whose product is annotated as aminomethyltransferase. Gene Ontology annotation, biological process: glycine catabolic process. Gene Ontology annotation, cellular component: mitochondrion. The transcript is spliced from 9 exons. The record is from RefSeq and is a predicted model, not a curated record. Bases 126 to 1358 code for a protein of 410 amino acids. Gene Ontology annotation, molecular function: protein binding; aminomethyltransferase activity. Lineage: Eukaryota; Metazoa; Chordata; Actinopteri; Cypriniformes; Catostomidae.